AUGACAAAAGAAACUCAGUCUACCGGUUAUCGUUUGCUUAGAAGUGACCCAGUCUUGACUGAUGAGUUAGAAGAACCACCGGAAUCAAUCCAAGAAGAAUUAUCAACCGACGACAAAGCAGCUGCCACCGACAAAUCUCCUUUGUGGAAAGCAGUAGUCAACUUAAUGAGUGACAUUGAGGGAACAGGCCUACUCGCACUACCAUAUGUCAUCGCUCAGAGUGGACUAGUGGCCAUAGCAGCAAUGGCAACCUUGCCAUUUAUCGCUUUCUACACUGGAGCAAUCUUGAUUGACUGCCUUUACGAAGAAAACGAUGCUGGAGAAAGAGUUCGUGUCGGAUCCAACUAUAAACAACUGGGUGAAGCUUGCUCCCCUCGUUUUGGCGGUACCAUAGUUUCCGCUAUCCAGUUAGUAGAACUUUUUCUCCUGGCAUCUUUGUACCUUGUAUUGUUUGCCUCGCUUUCGAAAGGUAUCUUUCCAGAUUUGCCGCUGUCCGACAAAGUAUGGAUGCUUCUCGCAGCUGCGGUGAGUCUUCCAACUUUAUUUGUGAAGAAUCUAUCGCAGGUUGCAUGGAUGAGUUUAUUGAGUGUGAUAGCUUUAAUGGUAGCUGUAGUUUCUGUUUUAGCCUACGGAAUAGCUCAUGAAUACUCAUGGGCCCCUAAGAGAAAUCUUGGUGUGGAAUAUAGAUGA
Porites evermanni is the source of this 690-nucleotide messenger RNA. Lineage: Eukaryota; Metazoa; Cnidaria; Anthozoa; Scleractinia; Poritidae. The record is from the annotation of a GenBank genome assembly.